Spirometra erinaceieuropaei is the source of this 17257-nucleotide messenger RNA. The record is from the annotation of a GenBank genome assembly. Lineage: Eukaryota; Metazoa; Platyhelminthes; Cestoda; Diphyllobothriidea; Diphyllobothriidae.
AUGGUGUCUGCGGUUGAGGAAGCGAAGGGCUUCAACAUUCCAGGUCAGUAGUUCCCCUAUGGACCAAAUUAUUUUCUCCUGGCCUAUUUAUUAGUUAAGACCUUUCAGUUUUAACUCGGUUUCUACGGCACAAUGGGAAUAUACCGUUGACGACAUCGACGAACUAAUGCCAAAAUAGAAAUUCCUAUCAUUACGAAAUAAUUUCCAGCUCUUGAAAAUGCAGCGCCUUUAAGUCGGUUGUGAAGACAAAAUUCGAACCAAUAAUUAUUUCUCCUUUCUAAGUGGGACGAGUUGCUAAAUAAUUAUUGUACGGUGUGACAACUGUAGGUACGAGCGACACUGGAUGGCAUGAAGAUAUUGGCGGAAAAGUGCCAAAACCUACAGGAUUACCCUGAUUUCCGGUUAAGUCCCUUCAAACUACCACUUCCAUAGUCGAGUUCAGCGCUCUUUAGUACGCGGUUUGGGUUUCGACCACGCAGCUGCUUAUGCAGAAUUGACUCCUGGUUGGUUAAACAGUCGGUCAAAGACUACAGUCUCCCCCGUCAAAGAGUAUAUACUUUUUGAUAGCAUUUCCAUUCCGAAUUACUGGCGAAAACUGGUCUUGCUCGUGACACCUGAGUUCCAGACGGUGGUUGCUAUUGGUGACUGUCGUACUCUGUAUUUGCCGAGGGGAAAUCCAGUCACAGCCGUGUUCAAUGCUACGCCGCCCCUUUCUCUGUACGGUCUGUGUAGACCUAACGUUGUCGAUGCGUAUUCUUGGGUCUGCUAUCAAGUGCAUUUUCUUAGUCCCGGUAUUUUGACGUAUAUCGUCUAAUCGUUACGCUCGUGACCUUCAGACUUCGUGACUUCAUACGAGUAAUUUGCAAUUUUAAAUUAUCACCUAGAAAUUUAUUUACAAACUCAUUUGUUACUGUUUUUCCUGCGUGUGAGAUGUCUAUAGAGCAUAUGGCCUCGUUGCUUUUCUCCUUUAAAGACCUACCGCUUAAGUUAUACAGGCAAAAUAACAUUUGAUUUGUCCUGGAAAUAAGCAUGCCUGUUAAGAUUGAGGGACUGGUCUCUGGAAACAGUACUUCAUUAACUUAGGCUUUUGGACAGGUCCUCGGGUUUAUCUUUCAAUGCAUGAAAGGAUAAAUAAACCAGAUCAGGUGUUGGAUUGGUGAAUCAACUCUGUCUUGGGUAAUGGUGGCGGACUGUUUCCGUUUUUCCGUAGCCGCCGAUUCUAUAACAGAGUUACACACCGUACGUUGGCCACUUAGCGCUUGGCAUGCUGGCCCGGGUGCGCCUCAGCUAUUAGAUAAUAGUCCACUGCGCACAAGGUGAUUAGGACUUAAGAAUCUAGUCGAUAAUCUUUUCGCCCUCGCUAACUGAAAGUUGCCACGAUAAAGCGAACCCAUUACGAUGAAGCUGUCACAUCAUGUGGAUGACGGGUAAAUCCGUGCAACUAAACUCUUUCGCAAUGACGUCGUUACGGACAGUCGCCGAAAACACGGACAGGAGGGGCGCCACAACAAACGGAGUAAGGACCUCCAAAAUAUUCCUGCAAAUUAGACAAAACACCGGGGAAACGUUCGCACAGGAGCGGUAGCUAUAACAAAGAACCAUGAAAAUUUGAGCAGCUAUCUUCAAUGCAGAAACCCCCCCCCAUAUACCCUCAUUGCAACUAUCCUUCCGUCUCGGUCAGCCUUGAUUGAACACUUUCGUAGCCAUCAUGUUGGGAUAACCUGCGGGACACCUAAAACAAUCGUUGACAACAGAAACUCAGUGCCAAUUUGUUGCUGUUGUGAUUUCACACUUUGGUCACGCAUUGGCGGUUUAGACAACGCUGAAUUCAUGACAGUAUGGGUGGAGCCCCGACCAACACCGCCACGCACGUCCGCCCUGUCCAGACUGCCCGCAUACUCAACCAUCGAAUGAACCUGUUAGGUCAUACGUGCAUACACGGUAGGGUUAGCCAAAAUAUCACUCAUCACUCAUACACUGUUUCCCACACUUUCAUUCACAGCAUGCACCGUCCCGACCAUAUGUAUACACAAUGUAGAAGUACCCAUCAGGUAUGUAUCAACCUUCCUGGGGGGCUUACCAACGUUGUUAAUUAUCAGUGAACCGUUACACUAGUUUGCGUCCUCGCGGAUGGCACGUACUUACAUGGUUCACCCGUGAUCAUACCCGAUCUAACCGAUCUCGCAAAUUUUACUCCUCCACGCGUGACGGUCUGCGGCAACGGAUCUGGAAAACCUGACCCAAUCUCUCCUCCAGCGACAGAAACCGAGUACAGAAGGUCCAAAGACGACUUCUACGUCGUGGUAAACUGUGUAGGAGCAGGUUUUUAGUUGACCUCUUUAGACGCCUCCGGGUCCAAAGUUACAAGUGGCACGUGGUAGGCAGAGGCUUGACGCCACACCAGCCGUCGCGCCCAAUUUUAUCAUCAGCCUGUUGACGGGCUGAGUCACGAAAAAGUAAAGAGUGAGUGAGGCCAAUCCAGGGAAUUCACUCCAUGUGCAAGGUCGGUCUACUACAAUAAAUCUGACCCGCCUGAACCAUUCACGAUCGACCAAAAUUCGUGGCAUGGAGGACUGUCAGCCGACAAGAUAACUCGCUCCUACUCAGGAGUGUGGGUCAGACUACAAUGGCUUCUUACUGAUGUUCCUCUUGUAGUAAUGUCACGGGAAGAUAUGUUACUUCGGCAUGAUGAGUUACCCGUUAGCUUAACUGCUGUCUACCCGACGCAUCCGUAGGUGGUGGAUAGUAGGACGGCCUUCAGCGGCGGUUAGCUGCGAAACAAGCAGGAACUCUGGUCUUACGAAUAAACAGCCGCGGACCAACAGCAGCAAUUCUACCGGGGCGCGGAGGGCUGAGGUCUGACACGCCGAAUGCCGUAUAAAAUACCAAAAAGCCCGAUGGGGACACUAUGAUAGGGUGAGCCGCCAUGAAAUAAGUUUGCUUUCCACCGCUGCGUUGUGGGUAGGUUCAUGAGCCAAAACGCUAGAGGAGACAACCUUAGGCAAGGAAUGCGAGCGCCUGUUGGGGAUCCGCCUGCGCUCAUAAUUCCCAAGAAACCUUAUGAAAGUAUGUCCACAUACAAUAUUACCAUACAUGCUACGGCGUCCGCGGGAACAGACGCGCUCAACAACCCUGGUCCAAUGGUGUGGGUGAAUAGUAUGCGAACCUGACUGUUCAGUCGGGAACCGACCCUGGGUACUGGAUGCCGGAAUGUGCGAACGUUUCUGGACCCUGGCACCCAAAGUCUGACGGUGCGCAGUCUUCAUCAGUACAAUGUGGAUGUCCACUGCCUGUCCGAAGUCCGGAUUCUCGACUCUGGCGCUCGGCAAAUAAAGGUUCCUGGAGUUAACUCACACUUCACCCUGUACCACUGAGGCUCACACGACUCUUGUGGUAGACGCAAUUUGGCGAUCCUCCCUUGCAACAAGCUAACCGUGCACUACCUGUUUGGGAAUCGAUCAAUGAGCGGAUGACCUAUGUGUGACUAAGGGGUCACUUUACGAACACCACUGUCGUCCCCGUGUACGCACUAGCAUCACCUACCGAGCAGCGCAAUAAAGAUAUUUUUUACUCCCCCGCCGUGACCUACUGGUUGUUGCUGGCGACUGCAAUGGCCUAACUGGAUCCGGCGACUCCUCAAGCAGUCAUCUUAUUGGUCAUUUUAGUUUUGGUUUACGAUGCGACAAUGACGAGAGACUGCUGAACUUUGCUGAUUAAAAUUGACUAUUUAUCACCAACACGUGCCUCCAGCACCACAAACACCUGCUGACUUAGCACUCAAGCAACGGUCAUACGGCCAGUCAGAUAGAUUGCAAUCCAAUCAGUUUAAGGUUCCGCAUCUGUGUUCACGAUAGCAGAUCGACGCAUGAUGUCGAAAUUGGUAGCGCUCAUGGGUCGGAGCAUGUUCUCGUUCGCACACGCUUGAAAGUUCACUUCUCAUCUGUACCCAAAACGCCGCCUGCAAGAAGCCUUGAUAUUGGCAGACUUCGACAGCCUGGCAACAUCGAGGCCCUGAACCGAGAAAUUCGGUCCUGUUUUACGACCUGAGCCGGCGGAGAAGGCAGUAGCCAGUGGUAACCGUCAAAGUCAUCGGUCUAUGGGGCAGCUGAGAAAAUUCUUGAAUACAUCCAGCGACGCCGCAAUGACUGUCAGUAGACGACGGCUGACACCAGUCUGAAGAUGCAUGACCCAUCUUGCCGUUUGUAACAUCAGACAGUUAACACUCCCCCACCCCUUCCCCUUCUGUCUUUUGGAAACUAUUUGUUUAAAGACUCCCUUAAAUUCCAUCUUUGUGAGUUGAGUAUUGUUUCAAAGGAUCCAGUAAGUUUCCCUCGAAGAGUGAUUCUGUAAAAGGUUAAGGUAUUUGGCCGAUUUAGUCAGUAUUCAGCUGAUCGUUAGAAUAUAGUCCCCGAUCUAUUUUUGGCAGUCGAUUUUGCCGAUACUCGCGAAAGGAUGAGUUCGAGGUAGUAACUGAGUGAGAUCGUGCUGGACCGCGUGUGCUGGAAUUGGAGUGCACUUCCCACGGCUACAUUUUAAUCUCUUAAGUGUUCAUUGAGUCCCUUGCGUCAUCUACUCGCUUUUGCUUAACUUUUCUUGUAGUCCUCUAUAUCAUUAAAUCUGCCCAGAAUCAACAUGGCCUUAGGCAUGGUGAUUACCAGCACUACCAACAGUAUGUCACUCGGAAGUUAAGAAGAACACGCAAGUCACUGCGCUUCCAACAGGUAUCUUUUUUUCCAAUUUCUUUACAUUUACUAGGGAACACGCUCAAAAGUUGUCCCGAAGAAGAUAACUGCGGAAAUGAUAACGGAUGCACGCUUCUUUAUACUUGCCAUUUUUGAAAUUGAACGCUCCUGGGCAUUCGCCAUGCAACUUAAGGCCGAGGCUAACUCUGAACCUCGCAAAAGAUUUCAAAUGAUUUCAAGACUCCGGAAAGCUAGUAAACGUGCCCAUUAUUUAUACGAAUUGAUGGCUGGUGUUCCUUUGUGCGAUGCUCAAACUAAGCUAGAAUUGAGCGCUUAUAUUCACUGGAUUCGAGGAAUACUUUAUUUUGAACUACAGGUAAGGAGACUUUUACUAUCAUUAUCUUAUAUUUGUUUAAAAACAGUGUGCACUUUUGCGCUAUGUAAUCCCGUAAAUUCUGUCCCCUUCGUCGAUAUGCUAUUUUACUUCCGCUGAACAGGCAUGCUGGAAAGUCAUAAACCGUAGAAAUGGAUGCAUGCUACGUUGUUCGCGGUACGCAUGACAGUCCGGAACCACGAAACCAGUGGAUGCUGGCUAGUGGGGAAAAUAAACUCGAGGGGAAUUUCCUCAUCCGGAGUGGUGGGUGCAUUGCCUGACUAGGACAUCCCUACUAGUGCGUGCAACGCAAGUGAAGCCUCCAGUAACCAGUCUGGUCCGUUGCCAGAAAUUCAGAAAGCCUGACGGGGAAAGCGUUCUCGAGGGCAGAACUAAGGUGUACCGACAAUUAGUAAAGGGCUCCUAUGAGCUGUACUCGUUCGCCUCCUUCGCACAUAAUCACUUUACUAUAGUUGUUUUUUUGUUUCACCCUAUUUAAGGUGUAUAUUGUUUUUUGACCGAUUUGAGGUUUUAUCUCCCAUGUAAUGGGGUUGAAAGUUAACAAAUCUUCACAAAGCCCGCCGCCCAAGAUAUUGAGGCGGGAUAAUGGUCAAUGAAUAACCAGGUCAUCGUGUAAUACGACUUUUAUGGAUGGGGCUAGACGGCGGAAAGAAGAGUGCGAUAGCAGGUAAAUAUCCGGACAAAUGUUGAGUUGACAUAUUGUGUCCUCACGUUACAUUUCUCUACAGCUAUUUGCAAAAGAGCGCACUUGCAGAUACUCGAUCCCCGAGUAAUGUUAAUGGUACCAAGACAUCAGGCAGUGCAAGCAAAAGUUGGACGUAGAUAACAUCCCAUUCAGUUAUGAGAGCGCGAAAGCGUCAAGUAUAAAAAAGGCGAGGACGAUGACCUAAUUUUUGUUCCUUGAGUGGGGUCGUGUACUGCGUCCUUGCCAGUACUUUUUGUGAGGACAUUCGGAGUGCUUAAGGCUAUCUGUAAGACGUUUGCAUCUUGAGAAACACUUCUCCGCUUUACUGGUUACUUGUACCUGUACAUACGUCUCUAAUCGUGUGUGAUCUAGCCAACCUCAAUGUUGUCAUGUAUAGCACCUUAACACGCAACGAUCAGCAACAAUGGCGCAUCUUGAGAGCUCAAUCCACUCUCUUCUCCGGUAACGACUGUCAAAAGCCCCAGAAAUAUCUCCAUGCCUUGGUGAACUGUGCAGAGCCAGGCUUUGGGCUGAUCUCUUCAGUGUCCCUAGUUAAGCAGCGACGUCGGAAUUCAGACAUCGGCAUAAUACUCAUGCGGCGAGUGAGAAUAAACGCGCCCAAACAACCUUAGCUGACUUUCUUCGAUGUUCUGGCAUAUUCCGCAGAUGCAGUCACGGCGAGUGCAGACUGUCUCCUUCAAGAUGAAGAUCGUGUACUUCACUCACUACCAGGCCGUGGUAGUAAGCCUUUCCCCCCUCCCCCUCCCCCAGUUGUCGUCGUCUUUCGAGCUCUCAACCCAGCACCCCUGGCCCUAAAGGCGGAUCAGUCGAGCGAAUGCCCUAAAACGCAGUUCUUGGUGGCAAUUGAGAUAUCGCGACGAGUCAAUAAACAUCCGUGAAGACUGGCAAAAAGCCUGCGAACAGUACGGACUCGGGUGUUGCUGUCGUUCAUACUCUAUCCAUUUGAUCCGCGGGUAUUUAAAACUGUCAAUUUCUUCGGGCCGACGAUCAUUAGUCAUGAGGGUUGAAUUAGUCAUGAGGAGAUACAUGCUCACAGUGUGUGACGCAGGGCUGAUAGAUAAGCCUGCUGGUUUAAUGUCAUCGUUCACUUGAAACAUUUUACCUUAUAGGCCAUCGUAGCUUGAGGCCAUCAGGGUGUCAGUUCGACCGUCGCGAGCUGUGAUGUCCAUCGCGUUCUCACUGGAGGGUUGGACGCUAGUUGAUGCAUGACCACCGUUUUUUCCCUGUUGAUGGUCAGGCUGAAGUUAGAACAACCGGAGGAAAGGAAGUGUCGUAGCUAGGACCAUGGCAAGCUCACGAGAGGGCGAUCAAGAGUUCCAUACGUGUCGUAGUUUGGAAUAUGUUCAGUCAUUUUGUCUAUUCUGGGAGAGGGGUGGGCAUCCAGAAGUGUGUAUCCGUUGAUCGUUUGGCUAUAAUCGACAACAACCCGUUUUUGUGGUUUUCAUUGGCCACCACCAAAAAUUGGGCUCGCCAAGGGGAUAAUGAGUGCUCAUUUACACCCUCAGAAGGAAGGCGACGAAUUUCUUCUCGUAAAAAUCGUUCAUCUAUAUUGGUAUGUCUACGAGACUUAGUAGCGGUAGGCUUGCAGUCCGGUGUCAAAUUAGGAAACAAAUGGGGAAGCUCGACGCGAGCAGCAGUCACAGAACAGGGCGAGAACGUAGGUUUAGGUCGACCCAAAGGGAUUUCAACACUUUGUGGAGUCGGAGAAAGUCAUAUCCAAGUAGAACAUCGACGCACAAACUCGGCAAGACCGAUAGCUUGACCUUCUCAUAUAUUGUACCUUUAUAUUUAAUGGAGACAACCAUAUGUCCCUGCGUGGCGCUGGUUAAGGCGGUGAUGGCCAUUGAUGUCUUAAUGCGAGAGUUUUGAACCUUCCACUUAUUUCGGAGCGCCACUGAAGAAGAAAUAUAACUUUCAGAACUACCUAUGUCAAUUAGGGCCUGAAAAGUAGUCCCAUUUAUUUGCAAUUCAACCACUGCACUUGAAAGACAGUCGAAAACAGCAGCUGAUGCCACGGCCGAAAUGGAGAUAUACAUAGCGGAAGAGGUUUUUCGGUUUCGUGAUGCUAGGCACACCUUUUGAAAGUGCUCUUUUUAGCGCAUCCUUUGCAUAAUGCAUCGUCCGAGGGACACAUCGAACGGCGGUGCUAGUUUUAUCCACAAAAGGGAAAUUUUCUAUGGAAUGCAGUAGAAGUCACUAGGUCAGGCUCUUUAACGGGACUCGACAAAGUUUCACAUGGCUCCGUAGCGGCAGAAAAUGAGGUCGUCGGAGGGUUCUGAUACGUUAGAGACUGUCUUUCUGUCGAAUUCGGUGAUCUUGCCUGAUCAAAGGCAGUUUGGAAGUUCGGAAUUUUCUGCUCCAAUAAACUCUGCCGAAUCUGGUUCGACGAAAGGUUACUGAUGAGCGCAUCUCUAGUGACAUCGUCGCGAUUUCGUUCUGCCGUAACGACUUUAAAAUCACAGUUCUUAACUAAGGACUUUAGCUUUCGAACAAACUGGUCGAGGGUUUUCCACCUUCCUGUCUGCAGGUUGCGGGCGAAAAUUUCGUUUUUGGGUCUCUUACCUAGUUAUCAGCGAACAGUUGGUCGUGGAUGCCAACCUUCAACACAUUCGAAGAUGCCUUCAGACGAAUUUUCCGUCGAUUCGGUAGUUGUUGCCGACCUCUGGCUGCCCCGCACGACAGUUGUCCAUCAGAAUAGCGGAGAACAGGAGACUGAAUAGGGUGGGAGCGAGGACGCAGCCCUGCUUCAUCCCUUUGAGUCGCGUCGGAAAUUGCCCUGUUGUCCGUGACGGGAACCAUCAUUCGACCGUGAAGUUAGCGCACCAUUUAUGUGAAAUGUUCCGACCAUCCACAUUUCAGCCUGAUCCUCUGGAGUUUGUCGCGAUUCACGGUGUCGAAAGCCUUUGUCGAAUCCACGAAGGUAGUGUAGAAGUUGUUCAUCAUUUUGUGGCACUUCUCCUACAUUUGGCCCGGGGUGAAGAUCAUGUCGAUGGUUCUGCGGCUUCUGCGAAAUCCACAUUGGCUUCCUGAUAGGUUCCUGUCCCAGGGGCUUGUUCAUACGGUUGAAGAGGACGGGCGCGAAGAUUUUGCCUGCGAUUUUCAGAAGGGAAAUGUCUCAGUGGUGACCAUAAAGUUAUUGGUUUCCUUUAAGCUUGUAUAUGUGAACGAUAAUUGUGAUCUUGAGGUCCUGAGGGACUUGUCGUUUUCGCCACAUUUCCUGGAAGCGUGAAGUCAGUUUGUCCCUCAGUCGAGGGCCGCCAUACUUGUAGACUUUUCAAUGGGAAUUGCUAACGGGGUGCUAUCGUUAGCAGAGUCAAGACUGGCCAGCCGGCGUUUUUGUGCAAACUGGGCACAGUCAGAACAGUGUGGGGUCCUUCGAAAACCCAGAUAGCGAUGUAUUUAAACAGUAUGGACGAGUGAAUUCAGCUUUGUUGAACGUUCGAGAAGGACUGUUGUGUACAACAACUCGCGAUUGACUGAAUACAGGUAUCUGACGGGCCUGCGUAGCCUAAGCUACUUUAAAUAAUUACUUCGAAAUCACUCUUGCUUGUCAUUUGAUGGGAGCCCAUUCCCCCAGUAGUGUCCUGUAAGUCGCGGAAAUGUCCUCUAAACGCGGGUCUUGUGCAGAGGUCAUCUGUUUUCGCAUGUCUCUUUCCAGGGAGGUUGACACGAAUGAACUGGGGCGACCACAUUAGCCAUACAGCGUAUGAUGGAGUGAUAAAUAUUGUGGUGGCGGUGACUAGGACGAUGAUGAUGAUGACUACCAUGUUUUUACACAGAUUAUCCCUCUGUUAGUAGCCGACCCCGCUCUGUAAUCAUAUACAACAGUUCUAUGGGGUCUUAUAUAACUAGACGGCUCAGAUUUUUGAAUGACCAACUGUCCUUGUCCGCAUUAGCACUUAGGAUGCAGGUCGUAAUCCCUUUACUGAUCUUAAUUUAUUUCCCUUUCAGGACUGGGUCAAGGCCAGGGAGUUGUUGGAGGCCUCACAGAACAUCUACUCUGGCCUGGCUUCCUCUGUAGACGAAGAUCUCAAAGCCGUGUACACGGGACGCAUAAAUGAGCUGCUUCCGCAAAUCCGUUACUGUGCCUAUAGCAUUGGUGACCAGUCUGCCGCUACUGAGCUGCGAGAAAUGCGCAACGUCGCCGUAGAGGGCUCUGACCUUUUGGCCGAGUACCAACUUGACGAACUUCUGAAGCAGAUGCAGGCCAUGCAGGCUGUCAGUGUGACUGAAGUCGUCUGGCUGGGAACCACCAUACCAAUCAAGCAGGAGAAGGCACGUUUAGCUGUCCUCGCCGUUCAGGUAUGGUUUUGCCCAAUUUGAAUACUUUCCAAAGACAGACUGUCGGUGUUGUAUCUCUGUAAAUGGGAUCCUUUCGUCUGAGAAUGGGGAAUUUUUUAAAUCGGUUGUAUAUCACUUCAACAUUACAGGAUUAUGCGUCCUCCCUCAUCCCCAGCCGACUUGAAACUAGCUUGCCGCGGGUAUGGAAAAGGCAAGAGAGAGAGAGAGAGAAAGGUCUACCCCGCUUUAGUUCACCGGUCAGUUUCCUUGCUAUAAAUAAUCGUCACGGCUUGCUUGUAGUCAUGGCCUGCGAGGACCCUAAUUAACAGGAUAUCACGAUCAUCCUCCGGACCGUAGGCAGGACUAUAAUAACACCUUAGUGUGGUCUUUAUGAUAGCUUUCUUCGAUAAGAGAUCUGAGACCACCUCGUAGAAGAGUAGUUCACGUACUCUUAGGGACUAGAAUAUAUAUAAUACGCGUAGACGUGGACCCAGUCUCGUCAGACCCUGCUCCAUGCUUGUCUCCCGUUGUCUUGCUUGUGUCUUGCCAUCGGGACACUGUGGAUGUGAGAUAAUUACUGCACAAGCUUUCCUCACUAAUACACAAUCUCCUUCGCAAGUCACGGCUGCGCCUUCGGGGCAAGGUGACUCUCCUCACUUAUGACAAUCGAACGAUUUUUAAAUUAUCGUCUCACUUUGACUUUAGGGAACGAAUACUGCCUCUUCCAAGAUGGUAGUUUCGCUCUCGCGCCUUAUUGCAGUCAAGGAAUAAAGGCUUUUUCGUGUCUAAAACUAGUCAGGAUUCGUUCACCAUCAGGGUGGAACAACAUUGAAGGCUGUUUGUACGUUGAGCUCGAAAGUCGUAGUCCUCGUGUUUAAUAGUCAGCGGUCCACGCUAAAACUUUCGAAAAUUUUUGUACUCAGCGCGAUUUGCAUAAAAAUAGACAUUGGCCUACACAGCUGUCCCCUUGCAUUGUUCAAGGAAGCUGACAAGGAACUGAAGAAGGUCGGUUCCAGCCACACAAAAGCUACUUUGUGUGAAUCUACAUUGAAGACUCUGGUGGAGGCAAUUACAAGUCUACGCGACGAGAUUCGGUCAGUGUCGUCCGUGGACACCGCGUCAGCCAUGGCUCCAAAGUCACUCCAGCAGAAUCGGGGACUAGAUAAGGUUCGUAUCUCUGUGUUUUUGUUGUGUUAACUGCCCUCUACUUCUUUCUAAGAGGGAAACCUGUGCCCCCGAAAUGGCCACACGAUUGGUGCGCUGAAACAACACGGGGGCUAGACCAGAGUCCACCAUGUGUUAUCUGGAAUGCUCACUAAUAACAAAUGCCAGCGUUGGGGUGUGGGGGCACGCCAAUUUACCGGUUCACGUCCCACCAGUUGGGACCCGUGCCCCCUCCCCCCACUUUUUGGUGUGGUAUAACAUCCUUGUUAGUGUACGUUGUGGACAAUGGGAGUGUAGUGGUACACUUACGCGCGAGUUCUCGCCGUCUCAGCCACCUGCGCCCUCUACCGCCCCGGUCUUCUUAGUCAUGACACCGGGUCCAGGUGGGGGAGGAGGGGGUUGUGCGGUAGAUGCUGCGCAAGUCUACCAUCACUAUGAACUAAUCCACGCGCAAGUCACCGUCCCUGCUCUCACCCUGUUGUUUAGCACAUGAUGGACAUCGUCGGUCACGAUGGUUGAACUGUCGUAAUGGAAGCAAGAAGUACUAGUGAACUUACUAUUGCCUAUAUUUUACAUAAGCUUAAGGCUAGUGUACAGCCUACGAGUGACACUGCCGGCAUUUGACUAACAUCUGCCGUCCAUGCGUACAUUUUCAUGUUACAUGCGUCUGCUGAUGCCACUGGCAGUUAAAUCUUAAGAAGCAAUAAUCAAUUCAACGUUACUUGCUUACCUUCGUCGUGUACUUCUUGAUUGUAAAGAUGUUUGACACGUGGCUGAGCCCACAGAUUUUUUGAUUUAAAGGCUUCUCUAGCCUCCUUUCCUCUGCACAUUUCGAUCGUUUUCGCAAACGCACCGAUCUGAUUUACAUGCUCAUUUUUCUCUUUCAACCGUAAUUUGCCCCCACCGAGUAUCAUCGAACACACUUAAAUCUCAUCUCCACACUUUCACCUCUCAUACGAAGUUUUCUGCUCCUUUUUAUCUUAUUACCACUUGCGACCUGCCUGCGUGACGGUUUCUGACUGUUGUGUACACGCUUUCUCACUUGUUAGCUGCCGCGACUCCAGCGUCUGUACACGUAUCUGCAGUAUCUAAAACUCAGCAAAACAAUCUGGCGAACACUGUAUCAGUUGGAGGUUCUGAUGUCCGCCGUAACGCCCGAGAAUCGGCACGUCUCACUCGGUCUCGUGACCAGCGGCUAUCAUAAACCACACGAACUGGCGCGUCUCUACGACACCGUGGUGCAGAACCUGCAAGAGGUCAGCUCGCUCCCUGGAAGCAUUCAAGAGAAUCACGACGUUAAGGCUCUACUCAAGGCUAAAACCACUGCAUACAAGAGCCUACGGUGAGCACCUUUCAUGCCCUGUGAAGCCCAUCCCUCCAGACCUAAAAAUACCUAAAACCUUAUGCUUACGUCCCGGUGUGCCCUACAUUGUCAAAUAUUUAUGAGCCUAAGCAGUCGUACGAGAGGUUGCUACACACUUGCGCGGUCAGAACCAGGGCACAAUUACUCUAAAAUGUUGACACAUUUUUCCCAAAUCACUUUAACUCGGCACUAUCAACUGGUUACCCUAUCUACUGUCAUGCACUACGUAUGUCUGGAGGUCGUCAGUCGCAAAGAGGUUUGUGCACCCAGCUCGAACUCGUAUAGAGGGAAUGACAACACCCGAAUUCCAAACUUCGCCCUUGCUUAUAAUCGUCGGUAGCUCCGUCUGUCUACUAAUUUGAAUACGUAGUUCAGUGUAGUGUCAUGCCUCUUCAAAGCCACCGCUUGAAAAAAUCGUUACCCUAUUCGUCAGCUCUGUCGAACGUCUUAGGUGCAUCAGCACCACAUUAUCGCACUUGGCUGCCGGUAAAAAUACGCACUGUGAUCAAUACUUAUCAUCACUUCGUCGCUUCGAGAGUUGGUGUCCGCAACAAUCGUCAACUGUUCGAUAAGGUUGCAUUCACACACCCACCCUAUCAAAAUACGUCAGUAACUGGAUUUUCGAAGGACCCCACACUAUCCUGACUGUGUCGAGUUUGCACUGAGAUGCUAGCUGAUCGAUCUUGACUCUGAUAACAAUAGUAAUCUGCCAACAUCUAACCAUGGGAACCUACAACGUUUCCCUUGAACAAUGACACUAAACCAGCAGGCUUAUCUAUCAGCCCUGCGUCGCACACUGUGAGCAUGUAUCUCCUCAUGACUAAUGCAACCCUCAUGACUAAUGAUCGUCGGCCCGAAGAAAUUGACAGUUUUAAAUACCCCCGGAUCAAAUGGACAGAGUAUGAACGACAGCAACACCCGAGUCCGUAUUGUUCGCGGGCUUUUUGCCAGUCUUCACGGAUGUUUAUUGACUCGUCGCGAUAUCUCAAUUGCCACCAAGAACUGCGUUUUAGGGCAUUCGCUCGACUGAUCCGCCUUUAGGGCCAGGGGUGCUGGGUUGAGAGCUCGAAAGACGACGACAACUGGGGGAGGGGGAGGGGGGAAAGGCUUACUACCACGGCCUGGUAGUGAGUGAAGUACACGAUCUUCAUCUUGAAGGAGACAGUCUGCACUCGCCGUGACUGCAUCUGCGGAAUAUGCCAGAACAUCGAAGAAAGUCAGCUAAGGUUGUUUGGGCGCGUUUAUUCUCACUCGCCGCAUGAGUGUUAUGCCGAUGUCUGAAUUCCGACGUCGCUGCUUAACUAGGGACACUGAAGAGAUCAGCCCAAAGCCUGGCUCUGCACAGUUCACCAAGGCAUGGAGAUAUUUCUGGGGCUUUUGACAGUCGUUACCGGAGAAGAGAGUGGAUUGAGCUCUCAAGAUGCGCCAUUGUUGCUGAUUGUUGCAUGUGAAGGUGUUAUCCAUGAGAACAUUGAGGUUGGCUAGAUCAGACAUGAUCAGAGACAUAUUUUUGUAGCUAGGACCAUAGCAAGCACACGAGAUGGAGAGGAAGAGCAAAUACGAAUACAAGAGUCAGAACGACAAUACCCUAUAACAGGGCUUUAUUCGCCUUACAAUUGACGUACUGGAUCUAAAACGAGAAAUAGAAAAGAGGUAGAUAAGAUGGCAUUUAGCCAGGGGCCUAUGCUAGCAUGGCACAUGUGUAGGUACAAGUAACCAGUAAAGCGGAGAAGUGUUUCCCAAGUAGCAAACGUUUUACAGGUAACCUUAAGCACUUCGAAUUUUUAUCACAAGAAGUACUUUUCCGAACGUCCCGAAAAAUGAGCUGCGUUACAAGUGCCCUGUACCGUUGCAGGCAAUCCCCACAGUAGUGAAACGCAGCUGUAUGAAACCUAGACAGUUGUAGAAUUCCUCGCUAUUGAGAUGUUUCGCUAUACUUGGGUUUUUAGGGAGGCUGCGCUCAAUAGUUAUGGAAUCGGUAGUUACUUUAUCUGCGUUCUUACUUAUUCAGGAAUGAGAACUUAGGUAGUUGGAGCUCAUCCUAUGUGGUGCGUGAAUACCUUUGCUGUCUCCAAUCAAAGCGUUUAUCUGUUAGGGAACUUCGAGGACAGUUCCUGGGACCGUCUUAAGCAUAUAUCUACUGCAUGAGAGGGCGUUUACAUUAGCACAUUGUAUCGUGUCGAAUUUUACCUAAUUACACAGAUGUAUUUUGGUCCCCACAGUUCACUUUUUAGAAGGCAGGAUAACGAGUGGGUAUAGAUAAGGUGAGAAAACCGCUGAAGCGCUGUCGUCUUUAAAACACCAUCUUGCCUGACAUGUUCUAGGUGGGGCUCGUGAGGUUGCAGGCUUUUGAAACUAGUAAUUUUUAUAAGCACUACUUAUAAAUACAGAGCUACUUUUGCCAGUAAACUGAAUGGUAACCACAAAAUCGCAUCCAUUUUGACCUCCAGACUGGUAAAAAAAACAUCCUGUUUGAGGUCACCCUAACGAUCACCACCACCAGACCAUAACCUAGUUAGCAUGACAAGUUGGUGGAACCCGGAAGUAGUGGUUUAUUCUAUACAGAAUACUCAGUCGUCUCAGGGAGUGUUAAGUCGUGGCUGGGAAAGAAAUGGUAUGCUUUUCUGUUUGUGCUAGUAAGUUCAGUGGCUUUGUGUCCUUGUCCGCGUGCAUGUAUGCAUGUGUUAGAUAUUUGUAGCAAGCAGUCUGGACAUGUGUGCAUCGUAUUCGGCCAUGCAAUCGCUCUGGCCAUAGGGUCAACGCAUCUGGGAGCGUUCAUUAGGAAGGACAUGACUUUGACACGGUAGGACUUCAUACCAAGAUAUUUUGUGCGGUCUUGGUAGUCGGCUUUGUUUGCUGGUUUUACUGAAAGCAAUCUUUUUCGUCAGGAAAGUUGAACAAGCAUACUGCCGAAGAUUGUUUUUCGCGCCGUUGUUACACCGGCUUCCCAAAAAACCGUGUUGCAUACCUGACCCUUGUUAAAGAGAUACCUCUCAAUGUUCUGUAUGAUUUUGACGGACUUUUGUAAAAAAAAACUUUGCUUAUCCGAGAGUCAGUAUAAUGUAAUCUUUGCCUUUGGGCCAGUCCUGUUGGCGGUUCCAUCUCCACCGUCUCGUCGGCCGAUCAAUUCCCUUAAACGUCUAUGAAUGCUGAUAAUCAACUAGCAGCCUCAAAUACUGUAAUACCAGAAUAAACUCAGCUGGUUGGAGCAUGCCAACCGCAGGCCACGCCUUCCUCAUUAUCCUCCUUUCCCUCCCAUCACUCUGCACUCCCAGCUGUUACUACCUGGCACUGGCAUACCUUCAGGGCAAGAAUUUCCUCGAGAGUUCUUCCUUGCUCACUCGUUGCCAGGUCCAAGCCAACCAGGCAAUCAAAGACAUGGCUGUGCUCGAUGAUAUCUCUGAGGAGACCGAAGCCGAGGCAGCGCCUGGACACCCGCGCUCUGUGCUUCGCCAGCUGAUGCGUGACCUUGUAGUGCAGGCCGAUGCAGAGAUCCUUGUCUGCAAGGCGGGUUACAUGCUUGAUCUGGCUGGCUGUGGAACUGCCGGUGACGCCGAGAGUAACGAACUUGCCGCGUCAGAAUCUGCUCUCAAGGAGGUAUGUUAUUUACCUGUUUCCCCAGCACCUCCUAUCUCUGGGUGUGUAACCCUAGCGAGGGACGUUGAAUUCAACUUUUCCUCUGUCGGCUUCUAGGUGCCGCUAAUUCUCGAAUGCGCACUUUAUGACCUUAAACAUUUGAGGGACUAAAACAAUCACUUGUUAGAAUCAUUCCGCCCAAUGCCAUAUCUGGGCUUGUGAUGGACUGCGACGCCCUGUCCUGAUGAGACCGAUACUGGGGCAUCAUCGGCGGGCAGCCACUUACCCCUACCCACCUAUAAACCUUUUCUGUCUGGGAACCCAGGUUUUGCGUUAACUAUUCCUCUUUCCAAGGGGUUACUCUGCGACUUCAAUCUGUGAAUUUCCGCAGUAAGAGAGCACUGUUCUUUAUUCAGACUGACCGAGAUAUUUCUCAAUAUCAAGGAAGAUGGACAAAAACUCGGUAGAUUUUCUUCAGUAAAACCUUUUCACGGAUACCCAACAUUUACUAUUCGAACAUUAGGGAACUGAAAAGCCAACACCUAUACCAUUUUGGCUUGAACUUUCCACUGAAAUUAACUAAGGCUUAUUGCAAUUAUUAUCAUUCAUUUUUGACUUCAAAACCUUAUGCCUAUUUGGAGUCAAGGCCUGAACUAAGCAGCCAGCUACAGCGUCGCAAUUUUCUUUUGAAAAUAAGACUUGCUUCAUAUUUUAUUUUACCCGUUGAGGUGAGGUUGGUGGGGGAGGUAAUGUUUCGGUGUAAUCAUCUCUGUGUUUGCAUCUCAUUUCUUCUUGGACUAAGUGAGCUUUUAUAAAUGUUUACUGUCACAUCUCUCUACCAGCCCCUGAUCAAGGCACUUGACGAGUACCUCCCGGAGAAGGCAAUGCUGCAUAAGCUGGCCACUUCCCAGUCUCCGCUAGUUCCCUUCCCGCCUGAAUUUGAGGCCGUUCCCGUGAAACCUGUCUUUUUCGACCUCGCCUUCAACCACAUCACCUUUCCACCCAGACCGAAAGUUACGGAAUCCUCCUCUGGCAUUACAGGAUUUGUGCGGGGCCUUCUCUGGGGCGCGGGCUCGCAAUCAAAGGCCUAG